AAAGUGUAAUAAAUAUGUCACCUAUGCACCAUCGUACUAUUUAAGAUAUAUCUAUCAAGGCUAUCAAAUACUAAAUUUGAUAUUACGUGGAUUUAGAUAAAUGUAGAACAUGAAUGAAUACGAAUAUAAUGCAUCGUUUGAGAUCAAUGAUGAAAUACAGCAGAAGUUUGAUGAAUAUGGAUAUAUAUUAGUCAGGAAACUAUUUGAACCAGAAGUUAUAAAUAGAAUAAAGGAAAUGGUACAGAAUAACGAGGAGAUGUUAAAGUAUAAGUGUGACAUUCCCGACAAAGAAGGUCAAAUGUCUUCUAUGAUAGCUUGGAACCAAGCUGGAAGUGACGUGAGUGGCAUGAUGGCAAGAUGUGAAAGAGUGGUUAAUCUGGUUGAAAAGUGUCUAGGUGGAGAAGUGUACUUAUAUCACUCGAAGUUUACCAUGAAGUGGCCUAAGAAUGGAGCAGGUUUCCACUGGCAUCAAGAUUAUGGAUAUUGGUAUGAUUAUGGAAAUCUUUAUCCUGACAUGGGUACAUUAUUCGUGGCAAUUGAUGAGUGUACUGUGGAAAAUGGAUGUUUACAGCUUCUCCGUGGAUCGAACAAAUGUGGAAGACUGGAUCACACUAAAGAUGACGGACAAUUCUCUCCCUCGAAUGAAAGAUUGGAAUUUUUAAAAAAGAUACUCCCUCUGGAGAUUGUAGAAAUGAAGCCGGGUGAUGCUGUUUUCUUCCAUUGCAAUGUCUUACAUAUGAGUGAAAUUAACACAAGUGACAAACGCCGAAUUGGGUUUCCAAUAUGUUACAACAGGGCAAGUAACAGUCCAACGAAGGAACAUCAUCACCCGCCUUACUCUCCGAUAAGCAAGGUAUCAAAUAAAGAUUUAUUUAACUGUACAAACAUAACAGAUAUGACAGGCAAGGAGUUUAUAGACCUCGCUAAUGCAGCAACAGUUAAGAGUCAGUUAACAUCGUUUGGAAAAAAUGGUACAAAUUAAUCGGGAAAAUAUACAACUGGAUAUAGAUAUUUCAGUAAUAAAAAUAAAUAGAGAUGGUCUGUGAUUUUAACUUUGAGUAAACGUGCCGAUGGUUAGCAAGAGUUAUUCCCCGUUGAACAUUAUUUAUAAUCUAACAUGUGUUGAAUAAAAUUCCUGGUUACAUUAACUUAUUCUGAGAAACCAAGAUUUUUUAAUCUCUAAACGAGGUAGAAAUAUGUUUAGCACUAUCGUAAAAAAGAUUAACUGUAAAACAAUAAUUGUCCUUACCAUAAUCACAUUACGGAUAUUUUGAUAACACUACAGUAACCUACAAAGGUAAACGAAUCUGACCUUAUAUUCACGGUUCAUUAAUCAUUGGUAAAACAAUAAAUAUAUUAUUUGAA
Mytilus californianus (California mussel) is the source of this 1365-nucleotide messenger RNA. RefSeq names its product L-proline trans-4-hydroxylase-like. The record is from RefSeq and is a predicted model, not a curated record. The transcript is spliced from 9 exons. NCBI's taxonomy places the organism in Eukaryota, Metazoa, Mollusca, Bivalvia, Mytilida, Mytilidae. Bases 110 to 982 code for a protein of 290 amino acids.